AUGUCGUUCUCGAGUGAUAUGGCCACCGUUAUGGAUGAAAACGACGUGUUAAGAGCAAUAGAAUACGGCAAGAAAAUGCAGCUGGCGCUGCCGCCGCCACAUCCAUCACAAUCAGAAAGUGAAAACAUUACGCUAACCCAAAGGAUGAUAAGUGCAUGCUCCGGAUCGUUUAUAACGUCCCUUGUGGUAACCCCCUUUGAUGUGGUCCGUAUAAGGAUGCAACAACAGGAGAUACUUCCAUCAAACUGCUGCGAUGGACCCCAAGAAUCCGCUUUGAAGGCUCCAGCGGGAAAUAGCGGUAAAUCAAGGCUAACCCCAUUGACGAUGAGUGCUCAACAAACAGAACCUUUUUGGAUCUCCCAGCAUUACUGUAAGUCAGAGAACUGUACCAAGAUCAAUUCCACAUUCUCCGGGUUUGUUACCAUCUCGAAAAACGAGGGUGUGCCUACUCUCUGGAGAGGGUUGUCUUUGACACUUUUAAUGGCAAUACCGGCUAAUAUAAUCUACUUCACAGGAUACGAGUAUAUCAGGGAUCAUUCCCCCAUUUCAGAUCAUGUAUUAAAUCCAUUACUUUGUGGGUCAGUAGCUCGUACCAUGGCUGCAACGUUCAUAGCUCCAGUUGAGCUCAUCAAAACCAGACUCCAGUCCAUUCCAGCAGAAGCUAGGCAGAGUGUAGCUGGGGGCUCUCUGAGUGCCACCGCAGCUCCCAAGAUGCUCUCGCAUUUGCUUAGGGACCUGUUUGCGCUAGUAAACCAACGAGGUAUAGGUACUUUGUUCACCGGACUUCAAAUUACGCUCUGGAGAGAUGUUCCCUUUUCUGGGAUAUAUUGGUCUUCUUAUGAGCUUUUCAAAGAUAGAAUUGGAAAGCUACUUAGCGCAGACUUUAAUCUGUCGCAGGAUGACGAUCUCAGAGUCUUUGCAACGUCUUUUCUCUCCGGAUCUAUAUCUGGAACGAUAGCUGCGCUUUGUACUAAUCCGUUCGAUGUUGGAAAGACAAGGCUACAAAUAACCACCUCAGCAAAUGAAAAGAGGCCCACAAUGUUCAAGUUUUUGAUGCUGAUAUACCAGAGAGAAGGGAUGGGGGCACUUUAUAGUGGAAUAUGGCCAAGAAUUAUGAAAAUAGCACCAUCUUGUGCCAUCAUGAUUUCAAGUUAUGAGAUAGGGAAAAAGUUCUUUAAGAAGGAGAACACCAAAUAUUAA
Dujonia railenensis is the source of this 1200-nucleotide messenger RNA. Lineage: Eukaryota; Fungi; Ascomycota; Pichiomycetes; Serinales; Debaryomycetaceae. The record is from the annotation of a GenBank genome assembly.